Molecule: messenger RNA, 958 nt
Organism: Pollicipes pollicipes
Lineage: Eukaryota; Metazoa; Arthropoda; Thecostraca; Pollicipedomorpha; Pollicipedidae
Product: pro-resilin
Exons: 4
Coding region: 82-543 (153 amino acids)
Cellular component (GO): extracellular matrix
Source: RefSeq, a predicted model, not a curated record
AUAAAAGCGUCGCUCGGUCACCUGCAGGCCACCAGUUGAACGCAGUCGGCACGCGCACGAAAACACCUCCGAUUUAUAAACAUGAAGCUGUUCGUCUUGGCGACCGUGCUGGCUGUGGCAGCGGCUGCGCCGCAGGGCUACGGAUCGGCCCCCUCCAACGGGUACGGCGCGCCCCAGGCAGCAGCUUCCGGCCCCGAGCCCAGCGUCGCCUCCGGCUACGGUGCCCCCGAAGGCGCCGCGUCUUCACCGGAGGCCAACAUCGCUGAGGCUGGCGAGCCGGCGGCAUACAACUUUGAGUACGCGGUGAAGGACGAGGAGAGCGGCAACGACUUCGGUCAGCAGGAGACCCGAGACGGUGACAGCACCUCGGGCUCCUAUUACGUGCUGAUGCCGGACGGCAGGAUGCAGAUCGUCAACUACUCCGUGGACGGAGACUCCGGCUUCGUUGUCGACAUCCAGUACGAAGGAGAGGCGAACCUCGCCGGAGCCGCGUCCGGACCCGAAGGGAACGUCGCCCAGCCCGGACAGUCGUACGGCUUCUGAGCCCCGCGUCUGGCAUGAUCUUGAAUAGAUGACGCUACCGGCUCUACAUCAGAUGGCGGGACUGUCGUCCAAAGAAUGAGCGCGAGCAGCCGCAUUCUGUACCGAGUGGCAGCACAAAAGUGUGUCUUUCACACGACAUGUAACUUCACGUCGUGCACAACGAUCCCCUUCUUUUUCUUCACGAUAUCUUGUGAUAAGUGAGGAACUAUAGAUGCAUACAUGAUUUACUUCUUACUUCAUGUACAAACCCAUUAUUCGAGGGAAAUAAUAGCCUUUCCGAUCUUGACGUUGGUUUUGUACAUAUGAGGUAAAAUGAAAUGAAACUAUGCGUAUAUUUAUUGCCUGCGUGACCUACGUGUGUUGGUGUGUAUGCGGCAUACUUUGUUGGUAAUACAAUACAAUGGAGGUCAAUUCA